Molecule: messenger RNA, 2454 nt
Organism: Glossina fuscipes
Lineage: Eukaryota; Metazoa; Arthropoda; Insecta; Diptera; Glossinidae
Product: protein lozenge
Exons: 5
Coding region: 163-2334 (723 amino acids)
Biological process (GO): regulation of DNA-templated transcription
Cellular component (GO): nucleus
Molecular function (GO): ATP binding; RNA polymerase II cis-regulatory region sequence-specific DNA binding; DNA-binding transcription factor activity, RNA polymerase II-specific
Source: RefSeq, a predicted model, not a curated record
UUGUAGACGAAUUUUUUUUUUUUUUUUUUUUUGCGUUUCUUUACAUUUUGUAAUAAAAAGAGAAGUAAAUAACUGCCUUCUUCCCCGUUUUCAAUAAUAUCCGUCGUUGCUUAGUACAAAAUAACCGCCAAAAUAGCUCCAAAAUAUUUUUAUACGCACCGAAUGCAUUUGACCAGCGGUACUGCUAACACAGCAGUUUAUCCGAUAUCUACUUCAUCUUCAUCGUCGGGUCUAAAUCAUAUAAGUGUUGUUAGCGAUCUUACCAGUGUUAGCGGUGUCGGUCUUGGCGGUGUUGGCGGUAUUGGCGUUGGUGUUGGUAGUGGUGGUGGUGUUGGUGGUGGUGGUGUUGUUGUAAGUGGUGGCGGUAACAUAUUAACAGCAAAUGGUGCUGCCACCAUGGUAACGUCAUCAGUGUCGCCUUUAAAUUCGCACAACGAAUCGUGGAGUUUAACAAAUCCCUCUUAUAAGGCUGAGAUUAGUAUGUGUGAAGCGAUACCAGCCAGUAGCGCGGCCAGUAUUGGCAGUAAUUCACCCAAUGGUGGCGCCAGCAAUGGUACCGCCAAUAGUAGCAAUAGCAAUAAUAAUAACAAUAACAAUAAUAAUUCGAAUAACAUUAAUAACAACACUAGCAGCAGCACAAGCAACAACAACAAUAAUAAUAAUAAUAAUAACAAUGUUGUACAUCAGGAUUUAGCCUGGACUGAGCGUUUAGUGUUUGAAGCACAUCAACAAUUUCCUAAUGAAUUGGUUCGCACAAGUAAUCCGUAUUUUCUGUGCUCCGCUCUGCCCUCCCAUUGGCGUUCGAAUAAGACAUUGCCAUUGGCUUUUAAAGUUGUGGCAUUGGUGGAUGUGGGCGAUGGUACUAAGGUGACCAUCAGAGCCGGUAACGAUGAGAAUUAUUGCGCGGAAUUACGCAAUGCUACAGCAGUCAUGAAAGAUCAAGUGGCCAAAUUUAAUGAUCUGAGAUUUGUUGGUCGCAGCGGUCGAGGCAAGAGUUUUACGUUAACCAUUACGGUGGAAACGUUUCCACCACAGGUGGCUACUUAUGCUAAAGCUAUUAAAGUUACCGUCGAUGGACCACGAGAGCCGCGUUCUAAAACAAGUCCACCGGGUGGUCAUCAAUUUCGUGCUUUUGGAUUAGCUCAACGUCCAUACCCGGACGCAACAUUUUCCAGUCAUUUUCGGGAAUUGGGAUCUUUGCAUCGUGUUUCUCGUUCAUCGGCCGUCACAGCCAAUGUAACCGUUGCGCCAACAUCAUCGACUGGUCCUAACUUACCACAAUUAGCAAGCAAUCAUUCAUCAUCUAGCAGUACAAUCAAUUCCGAUUGCCAGGGUUAUAAACCUAAUGCAACGCACAUACAAGACAACAAUCUAAUGGGUGCCGCUGAAUGGACAGGUUAUACGUCAAGCGUAAAUACCGCAGCUUCAGCCGCUUAUAGCAGUUAUCAUCAUACGCAUCAUGCUCAUCAUUUGCCACCGCCACCGCCACCGCCGGCCGCAACAGCCGCCACAUCAAAUGCUAGCUAUAGCGGUUACGAGUCGUUGCCUACAGCCGAUCCUGCCAAUUUACAUUUAUCAUCAGUUCUAACGGAUAUGCAAACAUUUUGUGCUUCAAGUGACUAUCAUCCUGGUGCUAUAGUGCCACACGUUCAGGCCCCAAUUUGUAGUCCCAGCUAUAGUGCAAAUAAAACUGAAUUGGACUCAUUCAACGCGAGCUAUCCGUCCUACAAUAAUUGGUCAAACGGUUAUAAUAAUUAUCAAUACGGAAGUUGUACACCACAAGCUCAAUAUUCUACGCAUACCGCGCCAACAAUGGUUUUAUAUCCACAAUUGUAUUCGACAUUUAAUCAAAAUGAAAUUCAUUUACAUUUGCACGGUGCCGAUAAGAUCGAGCAAUAUCUGGGCGGCGAUAAUGCUUUAACUAUUAGCUCAUUAGCCGGUAAUCGUUCCAGUAUUGAAAUUGGUAUCGGGACUUCCGAUCAUGAAGAUCAAUCGAGCGUAACGGCCUUACAAAAUCAAAGUACAAGCACGAUGUUGGGCAAUAACGAUAACUCUGCCGAUCAGCAACAUCAUAAUCAUAAUCAUCAUCAUCAUCAUCAUCAUCAUUCGCAUCAUCAUCACCAGCAGCAUUCAUCCCAUUUGGGAGUAACGGAUGGAACAACUCUGGAAUCGAAUCCAACCCAGCAUGAUAGUAGGCAACCAUCAACGCAUAUAACAGAACAAAAUACAGAUGUCGUUAAUACUGUGGUAGGAACAACAGAGUCACACACGCACACAACAAGAGAAGGCGAAGAAGUUUGGAGACCAUAUGUACCUAGUUCAUGGUCUCAGUGACAAAGUACCAAAACCUUUGUACAUAUCGAACUGAAUUAGUUAUUAAUGAUGAAUAAAAACAAAAACAAAAACAAAAAACUUAAUAUUCAAUGAGAUCUAUAUGUUAAUAAAUAAUAUCGA